AAUAAUUUAGACCAUAUCAGGAGGAUGUCAUUCCCAUUUUCUCUCUAUGCCUCUCACAAGAGGGUGUGUAUGGCAGACCCCAACCCCCCCAUGUUCUAACUUCCCUCUCAUGUUCCCACUAUCCCUUUUAUAAAACCCCAUUUCUUUCCCUCCCCUUUUUCCUUAAGUCCUUCAUCUUCUUCUCUGCCUUUUUCUCUCAUCCCCAAUAUUUCCUAGCUCUUUUUCCCAAGCUCUCACUUGGAUUUUCCUAAUUCACUUUUGGAAAAAAAAAUAAUAAUAAACGAAGCACCCAAAGACAAAAAUGUGUUCAUCUAAACUAAAACUGCAUAAUCAAAGUAGUAAUAUUCCUUCCUCAGUUGCUAAAAUCAAUGGCCGUCCAGUACUUCAGCCAACUUGUAACCAAGUUCCAAGCUUAGAAAGAAGGAAGUCUCUUCCAAAGAGCUUGCCAAAAACUCCCACUUCUCCAACUUCGACUUGUAAAACUAAAACUUCAUUAUUGUCUCCUCCUGUGUCUCCCAAGUUACCGUCACCUAGACCACCAGCUCUGAAGAGAGGAAAAGAUCCUAAUGAGCUGAACUCCAGUGCUGAGAAGGUUUUGUUGACACCACGGAGCACAACAAAGUUGAGGAGUUCAGCGAAGAAGUCGAAGAAAGCUUGCGGUGUUGGAGCUUCCCCUGCUGAUACUUCAUUGAAAUAUGCUUCCUCUUUGAUAGUUGAGGCUCCUGGGAGCAUAGCAGCUGCAAGGAGAGAGCAGGUUGCUAUUAUGCAAGAACAACGAAGGAUGAAAAUUGCUCAUUAUGGAAGAACAAAGUCUGCCAAGUAUGAAGGGAAGGUUGUUCCACUUCUUGAUUCUUCACCUUCAAGUACUAGCAGCAGAGAACAGAAAAGAUGUAGUUUCAUAACACCCAAUUCAGAUCCUAUAUAUGUUGCUUACCAUGAUGAAGAAUGGGGUGUCCCUGUACAUGAUGACAACACAUUAUUUGAAUUGCUGGUGCUAACUGGAGCUCAAGUUGGAUCAGAUUGGACUUCAGUCCUGAAGAAACGGCAAGCUUUCAGGGAAGCAUUUUCAGGGUUUGAUGCAGAGGCUGUUGGUAAAUACAAUGAAAAGAAGAUUACAUCAUUGAGUUUUGAUUAUGGGAUUGAAUUAAGCCUAGUUCGAGGAGCUGUUGACAACUCUAAUCGAAUUCUUGAGAUUAAGAAAGAAUUUGGCUCUUUGGCUAAAUACUUAUGGGGAUUUGUGAACCACAAGCCAAUCACUACCCAAUAUAAGUCAUGCCACAAGAUCCCUGUGAAGACCUCCAAAUCAGAGACCAUAAGCAAAGACAUGGUGAGAAGAGGGUUUAGGUUCGUAGGCCCCACUGUCAUUCACUCAUUCAUGCAAGCAGCUGGAUUUACCAAUGACCACUUAAUCACCUGCCCUCGUCACCUACAAUGCAUUGCCUUGGCAUCAAACGGUUCUAAAGUGGCUGCCCCAGCUUUAUGAUUCUCACCAAUCAUCAUCACAAGCAAAACCAAUCUACAAAAGCAUAUAUAUAUAUAUAUAUAUUUGACAAAAAAAUAUAACCUAGGCUUUAUUAUCUGACCCAAAAAAAAAAAAAAAAAAUGAUUUGUAAUAUGAGGUGUGGAUUGCAAAAAACGUUUUGGUUGGAGGGUAUAUCAGCAAAAUAUUGAGAUAGGAAAUUGUGGGGAAGAGAGAAGACUAGGGGAGACAGGGGGCAUGUGGGAGGUGGGCAGGCAAUGGCAUGUGUAUGGAGCCAAUGGCCUUAAUUACAUGGUGGCCUCCACAUAUCCUCUUUCCCUCCAUUAUUUGAUUCCUUUUUCUUUAAAGAUUGUGAGGAAUAAUCAGUUCAGGCUGUUCAGCAACUGUUUUCCACCAUCUUCUCUUUCGAAACCUGGCCUCAGUCAAUGAAGAUUUCUGUCAAUUUCUGGUUCCUAGAGAUCAUAAUGACUUUUAUGCUCAGAAGAGACACGAUAAUUCCAUCCUUUUGGAGGCCAAGUUUUCCAGACUUCUCCACCGUUUCAUAUUCAAUCUAAAGAACAAGUGCUGUGAAUCAUUAGUGGCUAAAUACCAUUGUAGUCCUGGUUUCUAAUUUCCAACCUUUGUGGAGGAUACAAAGUCAGUGUACCA
Messenger RNA from Ziziphus jujuba (common jujube), 2128 nucleotides. RefSeq lists its product as uncharacterized. Gene Ontology annotation, molecular function: DNA-3-methyladenine glycosylase activity. The record is from RefSeq and is a predicted model, not a curated record. Bases 302 to 1483 code for a protein of 393 amino acids. The transcript has 5 exons. Gene Ontology annotation, biological process: base-excision repair. NCBI's taxonomy places the organism in Eukaryota, Viridiplantae, Streptophyta, Magnoliopsida, Rosales, Rhamnaceae.